Brassica rapa (field mustard) is the source of this 458-nucleotide messenger RNA. RefSeq lists its product as uncharacterized. The record is from RefSeq and is a predicted model, not a curated record. Lineage: Eukaryota; Viridiplantae; Streptophyta; Magnoliopsida; Brassicales; Brassicaceae.
AUGCGUUGGCUAGACAGAAGAUACAUACAUAGGGCAAAAACAAUGAGUCUCAAGUUCAUUCUAUUAAUAGCUUCACUUGUACUUUUAUGUAUCGCAUCGUCUGAUUCGGCAAUCCUUCCAUUUCUCAGAAACCAGAAACUUCUCAAUGAAGAAGUUGGAAAAAUUCACAUUCACAAAGAAAACAAGAUCAGCGUAAAAGUCAGCCGUUCACCUCCUGCCAAAGGCAGAAAUUGCUGCAAUGAUUAAAAGAAGCUCUGCACAAUAUUCCCAACAUCAUCAGAGCUUAAAUAUGUAAAAGACUAUUUGCUCAUUAUUGUAUUAGUUUCAGUGGUAAAAUGUAAUUGUUAAAACAAGGUAUGUUUUCAACUUUCCAAAUUUUUUGUUUCUCCUCCUGUAAACACACUCUUACUCAUCCGCCUUGUUGUCAUCUCCGUAAAAUCUAUUGUAUGUUUAGUUUA